UCGGACGUGCAGAUUGUUUUUGUAUUGAAUAACACCAUGCUGAAGUUGUUUAACUUUACGCGCACCCUCACACCUAUCGUACCAAGGCCUGUACAGGCCAUACGAUGGUAUACGGAACCAUCUACAUCACCUGCAAACGCCGUUCAACAUCAACAACAACCGGCAUGUGGUGUUCCAGACAAAUUGUUCAGCAGAGUAGAGCUACAAAUGAAAGGCAUCGAUCCCGAGGUGAUGAAAAGCUAUGCGCUGUUCGCCAAGACCGCCGCUGAACAUUUGGACAUAGAAGUGGGCAAACAUUGGGCACUUCGUAAAGCAGUAAAGGACCGUCUAACGUUGCUGAAAUCAGUUCACAUCUACAAGAAACACCGGGUACAAUACGAAGUUCGUAAUUACUAUCGGUUCAUGCACUUUCAUAAACUAACGGGCUCGACGCUUGAUACCUUCUUGGAGUACAUCGAACGGAAUCUGCCCGAAGGUAUUGCGUUAAAAGUAACAAAAGUAGAGGUACAGCAGCUACCUGAGCAUUUAGGAAAGUAAGCUCUGAUCAUGAAAAGCUGUGGAAAUACAGAAUAAAUUAGUUAUGA
Anopheles coustani is the source of this 584-nucleotide messenger RNA. RefSeq names its product small ribosomal subunit protein uS10m (gene mRpS10). Gene Ontology annotation, cellular component: mitochondrial small ribosomal subunit; mitochondrion. The record is from RefSeq and is a predicted model, not a curated record. The transcript has 3 exons. NCBI's taxonomy places the organism in Eukaryota, Metazoa, Arthropoda, Insecta, Diptera, Culicidae. The coding region runs from base 37 to 537 and encodes 166 amino acids.